AGAGCAGUGUUGGUGUGAACACAGGUGAACAGCGGGUGUCAUCUGAGACAGCAGGGGCGGCCUGCAGUGGCGUCAAUCGUCGUGCUGCCGAGCCGAGCCCACCUGUAGCUGUUGCAGCGGUCCGAGGUCAGAAUGAAGUGAGAAGCUGACUACAAGCACAAUCCAUCGCUGGCCGGAUAUCGAACACAUUCCUCACUUCUUCCAAUCACGCCAGCCUCUUUUCUUUUGUUUCAUUUUCGCCUGCAGUUCAUCACUGUUUCUACCUUAGUCAUUUUGGCGUUGACACUCUGUUUCUACCGCUGCAGUGCGAUCCUCCAGGCUGUUCAGCACCACCCCCCUGAAACACCGGUUGUAAAAAAUGUUUUACCAGACAUUUUGGUUGAUCUUACAUUACUAACCACUGCCACUCCCUUCACCCAACCGUCGCUCUCUCUACGUCGGAUCCUAGCCGUCCGUUAGUCCCUUUCAUUCCCCUAUUACCCCUUUAUCCGUCUAUCUCCCUCCCCGCCCGUCCGCCACCCGGCCCGGUCCCUGGCAGCGGCCCGCGCUCGGCGCGAUCGGCCGCGUCGCGCCGGCGUCAUGGGCUGCGGUCUCUGCACCAUGGAGAAGUGUCACGAGGUGGGCGGGACGCACGGCAAGCUGCGCCGCCUCCUCCUCUGCCAGGGAGGAGAGACCGAGCCGGCGCCCAGCGUCCAGAAAAUGGAGAUCGGUCUGCGGUCGGCGGUCCUGAUCCAGCGCUGGUACAGGCGCUACCUGGCGCGAAUGGAGCUGAGGCAGCGUUACACCUGGACCAUCUUCCAGUCCAUCGAGUACGCCGGCGAGCUCGACCAGAUGAAGCUGUACAACUUCUUCAACGCGCUGCUGGAGCACUUGGAGGACGUUCAGGACCAGAAACCCGUGCUCCAGGAAAUACACACAGACCUUCACAGUAAAAUGUACAGCUCUCAGGAGGACCUCAAGCAGCUGACCGACCCACAGAAGGUACACGUGGACAUCGCAUAUCGAGGGCCGCACGUCUCCUUCCCAAUGGGACCGAAUGACAUCAGCAACCUCAUCGAGGGAUUCAAAAAUAAAAAGCUGCUGCACAUCCACUACGUGUACGGUAUCCUGCACGAGGCGAUCCGGGUGCUGCGGACGCUGGCGUCCCUGAACCACGCUUCCACGGCUGUGUCUGGACAGAUCACUGUCUGCGGCGACCUGCACGGGAAGCUGGACGACCUGCUGGUCAUCUUCCACAAGAACGGAAUGCCGUCCAUCGACAAUCCGUACGUAUUCAACGGCGACUUUGUCGACCGGGGCAAGAAGUCGAUGGAGGUGCUUCUGAUCCUGCUGGCGUGCGUGGUGGUCAACCCGCACGAGGUGUAUCUGAACCGAGGCAACCACGAGGACCCCAUGAUGAACGCCCGGUACGGAUUUACAAGAGAAGUGAUCGCAAAAUAUAAGAUGCACGCGUCCCCGCUGCUCUCGCUGCUCGCUGAGGUGUUCUCCUGGCUGCCGGUGGGCACGGUGAUCGACAACCGCGUGCUGGUGGUACACGGAGGAGUCACCUCUCAGCUGGACAUCGGAUGGCUGCAGGGCGUCGACAGACAUCUGUAUACUUCCGUUCUUCGGAUGCCCGAUCAAAUGCAUCGAGAAAGCCCAACGGAACUUCUGCGUCGUAACUACGAAUGGAAACAGAUGCUGGACGUGCUGUGGAGCGACCCGCAGAACAGUCCCGGCUACACCCCCAACACGUUCCGCGGGGGCGGCUGCUACUUCGGCCCGGACGUCACAGCCACGGCGCUGCGCAACAAUCACCUCCAGCUGCUGAUCCGCUCACACGAGUGCAAGGCGGAUGGAUACGAAUUUACACACGAGGGGAAGUGUUUGACGAUAUUCUCGGCGUCCAACUACUACGGGCCGGGCUCGAACCGGGGCGCCUACGUGGUGCUGCAGGGACCCGAGCUGAGGCCGCACUUUGUCCAGUUCACCGCUCAGACCAAGACCAAGUACAUCUCGAUGAGACAGCGUGUCGGAGCUCUGGAGGCGUCUGCGCUAGCCGAGCUCCGAAAUAAAAUACUGGCCUCCAAACAAGUGUUGAUACACGAGUUCAAGAAAUGCGAUCCUUCUAGGAAAGGACUGAUUUCGCCGGCCGACUGGGUGUCGGUGAUGGAACAGCACUGCUCCCCGAACAUUCCCUGGAGGACCCUGCGGGACAAGAUCGUCCCCCCGCGGCCAGACGGACAGAUACGCUACCUGGACACAUUCAGCGAGACGGCCACCACGCCAGGAGCCAAGGAGAGUCCGAGCGUCGUCGAGGCUCUCUAUCGAAACCGGGACCGGCUGGAGACGAUAUUCCGCAUACUCGACAAGGACCAUUCAGGGUUUCUCUCUCUGGACGAGUUCGCCGACGCGUGCUCUCUGCUGCGUAACUACCUCUGCGAGCCCAUCCCCUACGACGAAAUGGUCAACAUGGCUCGCAGUAUGGACAUCAACAAGGACGGCUUCAUCGACUUCAACGAGUUCCUGGAGACGUUCCGUCUGGUAGACAUGGACAGCGGCUAUGUCACCGACGACACCUGAUGCUGAGGAAGGAAGACGACGCUGAAAUGAUAUGUGUGUGACGUCACACAUUGACGUCACGAACUGAGGUUUGACGUCAGACUCACGUAGUGUGCAAAGAACUCGAGUGAUGAGAUACCUAUGUGAACCCACGAUGCCAGUUGGCUCGGAUAAGUGAUGACGGAUGUUAUCCUCUUGCAUGGUGGCGACAUUAGUCCGAUGUUCAUUGAGGGGUUUGAGGAAGAUAACGCCCGUCUUUUCCAGCACAAUAUGACCAAUGUGUGUUUAAUUGUUGACCCACGUGGGCGGAGAAUCUAUCCUGACCGGCAAGGACCAUUUCCUAGUCGAUUACGGCUAUUCCCGAACUGUUAUAUCCAGAUCUCUAUUGUUAGUCAUUAGCGAAUGUGGCUACUUGCUAUUGUGUGCGUACAUUAGGGUCGCAUUAUCCUACUUUGUCGCUUAAAGCGAAACAUACAGAAGCUUUCAACGGACCCUGGGCUCGCUGCCGAUGCGCUCCUCCAAUGCGUUUCGCCCCAUCUGAUAUUAUUGUGGUGCGCGAGUUGUUUUUUACUGUUGGUGUUACUGAUGCGCCGAGAAUAAACCAUUGGAAGGGCUAAUUAGGUAUGCAAUGCCAUCCAGAAACCCAAUAAAAUGCGAGCAGUUUGGAAGCUAUUCAAGUAGAAUUGCUAUUGUAGAAUUUAAGCAAGCUAAUGAGAAUGAACAAGGCGAUAGCAAACAACAAUUUCACGGCAACUUUUCGGAACAUAAUUACCUACGUUAGGCUACUCAGACAUACGAGCAUGUAGUGCUGGAAUUCGUUUAUUACUGAGUGAAGUUACCGAAUUAUUGCGAUAUCAAUUAUAUGCGGCAUACCGACAUGGCCUCAUUAUACUCGUAUGAACGGUGCUUUGGGAGUUUAUCACCUCGCGCUACAUUUGUACAAACGGUGUGUGCGGCUGAAAUGUCCCAAGGCGGCGAAAGAGCCCUAUUUUUGUGGACCACCCGCUACGAUACCGCACUAUAGCUUGCAUGGGGUACUGAGGCACGGAACGGUAGCCUAAUUCUUUCGUGUGAGGUCGGUUUUUGAAUACCGUUUGGGGAGUUGAAUGUCAAUGGCCUGGCGCUGUUUCAUGUUUACUGCGUGUGCAAAAGGCCUGUGGAAUUGAGCGGUGCAUAUUGAGAGGAGUAUUGUAUCGAAUGAAACCAGUCUGCUUCGCGAGCUUCUAAAGGUCGAGUGUUUUUCUCGUUGAAUAUUUCAUCUCAUUGCUGUUAAUAAACAUUGCUCCAGUCCUA
Messenger RNA from Amphibalanus amphitrite, 3834 nucleotides. RefSeq names its product serine/threonine-protein phosphatase with EF-hands 2-like. Gene Ontology annotation, molecular function: manganese ion binding; iron ion binding; calcium ion binding. Bases 580 to 2562 code for a protein of 660 amino acids. Gene Ontology annotation, biological process: detection of stimulus involved in sensory perception. The transcript is spliced from 15 exons. NCBI's taxonomy places the organism in Eukaryota, Metazoa, Arthropoda, Thecostraca, Balanomorpha, Balanidae. Gene Ontology annotation, cellular component: cytosol; nucleus. The record is from RefSeq and is a predicted model, not a curated record.